This is a messenger RNA of Caenorhabditis auriculariae, 782 nucleotides long. Lineage: Eukaryota; Metazoa; Nematoda; Chromadorea; Rhabditida; Rhabditidae. The record is from the annotation of a GenBank genome assembly.
AUGUCUGAGUCGUCCUUCGAUGGUUCCGGAAGCUCUUUGGAAGCUCCUGAAGUGAGUUUUUCAAAUCAAAACUCGAAAAAAAAUCAUUAAUUUUCCAGGAAAGCCCAUUCACGACCUACCACCAACAAAUGUUCGUCGAAAUGUUCCCAUCGCAGUUGGACAUGGACAAGUCGACAAUUUAUUCGUGAGUUUUCUUCAAUUUGUACGUAAUUUACAGUAAAAAAAUAUUUUCAGGCAUCCGCUUUUUCCGCUUUUGGGAAUCCUGAUGGAAAAAUGCCAGUAUGCCAUGGCGACCAACCGGCCUCAGCAACCGUUUCAGAACGACUUGGCUCAUUUUGUAGCAUACGUAGGCUUUUCUCAACUUUCCAAUGCGUGUACCAGCCCCUGGAAGGGGUUGCGUACGCCGAAUGCCUCUGGCAUCCUCGUAGCAUCGGUGGUUCAGUGGUAGAAUGCUCGCCUGCCACGCGGGCGGCCCGGGUUCGAUUCCCGGCCGAUGCAAUUCUUUUUUGCCUUUUUUUCUAAUCGUUGUUAUUAAGUUACAAGGAAAUCCAAACGACAAUCCUUACAUUCCGAACAAGGAAGUUGACGACUACAUGCUCAAGUCGAUCCAGCUUCUUUUUCAUCAACUUCAGGAGCUAGAGAAGGUUAUUUUUCUUGAGAAAACCUUUAAAAUGCGGCUUCUUUUUUAGGCGUUCGGAUUCGCGGAGACUUUCGCCCGUCGUUACGAGGACUGCUUGUCGAUGCGCCUGCAGAAGUUGCAAGAACAGAUGAAAAACCCUUAA